AAUAGUCCAAACUAUUGUCACGUGUUGCCGCCUUACAAAUCUAACCUACUGUUUGGCCCAAAUACGGAGUGAGGAUCUUCCAUUACGUUCACACUUUUGACUAAAAUACCAAACAAUAGAAACCCCCACAAAAAGAAGAAAACCCCGACAAAAGAAAAGAAGAUAAACCACCAUAAAUACCAACCUCAAUAUACAACUUUCUUCCCCUCUUACUACUCUCUUACCAAACCUUAAAAAGCAAAAACCACUGCGAUACAGUUUUGUUCUCCUCCUUCUUGCUUCCAUCAUAUUCUAUGCUGAUUGGCCAUGACCCAAACCAUGUCUGGCCCAAAUGAUUGGCUUCAAUUCUACAAUCAAAAUCCCGCACCAUCAAUCCCUGACUUCACUGUUACCACCACCAGCACUGCAGCCACCGUCCCUACAACUUCUGACUUCCCAAAUACCAGUCCCUCGACUUCAACCCACUUAGGUCCAGAAGGGCGCGUGGGGAAACCUACGCGCCGCCGUUCUCGGGCCUCACGGCGAACUCCGACCACCUUGCUCAAUACUGACACCACAAAUUUCCGAGCUAUGGUUCAACAGUUCACCGGAGGCCCGAAUGCACCCUUUGCGCCAAGCCCAUCAGCAGCACCUCAGGUCUUGCCGAACCUCUUGGGCUUUGGGUUCCCCUCACGCCCUAUCCCUUCUCUAAGCCCAACACCCCUUGUCAUGUCAUCAUCACCACCUCUAAGCUACCACCAUCUUCAACAAGGUCAACAUCAUCAACAACAACAAAACAUGUUUCAGCAGCAAAACCAACACUACAAUCUGUACAGUGAUGGUGGCUCUCAAGGUGAAGACCACAACAGCAACAGCAACAUGUUUUUCCAGAGACUAAGUAACAACCCAGUGAGUCCUCCAGCAAGCAAUGUUAUUGUUAGCAAUAACAAUCGUGACGGGGUGGUGAAUUUGGAUCAGGGGCGCUUCUUCCCAAACACUUCUUCUUGAUUUAAGUGUGUAUUUGAUUCACUCGUUAGAUGCAGAUCCUUGGUUUGGAGUGAAAUUGAAAUCACGCAUUCAAAAUUUCCACACAUGCACCAGAGAAGAACACAGAAGAAGAAGAAGGAAAUUGAGCACACCCUUCUGAGUUUUGAGGUCAAGUUCUUGUCCCGUGUGAACGCGGGUACCAGUUUUUCUCUUUCAUCCGCAUGCUAAGGCUGGAAAGAGACAUAAAGCAGACAGUUAGGUGCUAACUUGGCCAGAAUUGUUGACCCACCCAUGUAAAAUAUUAUCAUAUAGUACACUCUUCUUUAGUUUUUUUUUUCUUA
Molecule: messenger RNA, 1307 nt
Organism: Vigna unguiculata (cowpea)
Lineage: Eukaryota; Viridiplantae; Streptophyta; Magnoliopsida; Fabales; Fabaceae
Source: RefSeq, a predicted model, not a curated record